AUGUUUGAAACAUCCAUCAUCGGCUUCGAUGCCGCGCACGGCGCCCUGGACCUCGCCGGCCUCCCCGUCCUUUUUGACAGGGACGAGUUUGAGGGAACCCAGAUCGCCAUCAGGAACCUGGCCCGCGAUCUUGAGUCCGUCACUGGCAAGCCUUCCGCAUUGCUGAACACGACGGAAGGGCAGAGCGCCGUGGACGGCGUCAUCCUCGUCGGCAGCCUUGCCAGGUGCAAGUUCCUCCAGGAGCUCGGCCAAGAGGGCACGCAGCGGGUUCGGUCGCUCGAGGGCAAAUGGGAGACGUUUUCAACCCACGUCGAGGACAGCCCCUGGUCCUUUGCGAAGCGCGUCUUUGUCCUCGCGGGCAGCGACAAGCGCGGUGCCAUUUUCGCGAGCUAUACCCUGACCGAGCAGGCUGGUGUGUCACCAUGGUACUGGUGGGCCGACGUUCCCAUCAAGAAGCACUCGCAAGUGUAUGCCGUGUCUGAGCCCACGAUCCACGGCGAACCGAGCGUCAAGUACCGCGGCAUCUUCAUCAACGAUGAGGCACCGGCCCUCACCGCAUGGGUCCACGAGAAGUACGGCGUGAACUAUGGCUCAGAGUUCUACAAGCGCGUUUUUGAACUGCUGCUGCGCAUGAAGGCCAACUUUCUUUGGCCUGCCAUGUGGUCCGGCUUCCCCUGGCCUGGGAGUUCCUUCUUCACUGAUGACCCUCUGAACCAGCCCCUCGCUGACACGUACGGCAUCGUCAUGUCGACGUCUCACCACGAGCCCAUGCAGCGGGACAUGACCGAGUGGAGAACCGCCAACAAGGGCGUGUGGUCUUGGGAGACGAACAAGGAGGCCGUGGCCGAACACUUUGAAACGGGCAUCGAGCGCGCCAAGCCUUAUGAAUCCGUCAUCACAAUGGGCAUGCGCGGCGAGGGCGACAAGAAGAUGAUCGCAGAGGAUCCCCAGGGCACGUUGCAAGAUGUCCUCGACAGCCAGAGGGAGAUGAUCGAGCGUGUGCACGGGACGCCAGACGGGACGCCGCAACUGAUGGCUCUGUACAAGGAGGCGUUGCAGAUGUACGAGAAGGGCUUGAAGGUGCCAGAGGACGUGACGCUGCUGUUUGCCGACGACAACUUUGGCAACGUUCGUCGGUAUCCGACGGAGGAGGAAAGGAAGAGAAGCGGAGGCGCCGGUCUAUACUAUCAUCUUGAGUACGUGGGCCAUCCGCGAAGCUACAAGUGGCUUCACUGCACUUCCUUGGGCAAAGUUCAACAGCAACUGAAGGCCGCUCAUGCCAGCGGGAUUGACCGUGUCUGGGUGUUCAACGUUGGCGACAUCAAGCCCAUGGAAGCGUCGAGCAGCUUUGCACUGUCGUUGGCCUGGAACAUCAACGCGGUGGACCACUCCGCCAUUUCAUCCUACUUUUCGACAUACGCACUCCGAGAAUUCGGGACAGACCAUGCGCAGCAGAUCGCAGACGUGCUCGCGGGACACGAUCGUCUCGUCGGGCUUCGCCGUCACGAGCACAUUGACACGGACACGUUCUCGGUCGUGCACAACCGAGAAGCAGAGUCCAUCGUUCAGCGGUGGAAGGCUCUGGAGUCACAGGCUCUGGAGAUCUUCCAGGCGGUGCCCGAUGCCCAGAAAGCGGCCGCGUAUCAGCUCGUCCUCCACCCAGUCAAGGCAUCCCGGAUCUGCACCGAGCUGCGGGUGACGCAGGCGCUGAACCAGCUCUACGGCCUACAGAGACGCAACACGACCAAUGUUCUGGCCCAGCGUGUCUUGGAUCUGUUUCAGGAAGACUACGACCUCGAAGAUGAGUAUCACGACAACCCGUGGUUCGGCGACAAGUGGAACCACAUCAUGUGCCAGCCGCGCUAUGGAUACGAUCCCACCACAUGGCACGCCCCAACAAGGGACAUGAUUACGGGGCUUUCCUACGUGCAGACGCGACGAAAGUCGACGCGCAUCGCCGGCCAAGUGGGCGUAGCCGUGCAGGGCCACGGCGGUGUCCGGCCGGGGCUGGCAAACGAAGAGUGCGACCGCACGCACCCCUCGACAGGCAACCUCGUGCCGGGCUUCACACUGCCGAAGCUCAGCCCGUACGGGCCUCAGAGCUACUACUUCGAGAUCUUCGCCCGUGGCAUCGAGAAGAUUGAGUGGACUGUUGAGCCCAGCGAGUCUUGGAUCCAGGCGUCUCCGGCGAGCGGCACACUGCUGCCCGAUGACAAGCAGGACGCGCGGGUCGAGGUUACGAUCAACUGGGAUACCGCGCCCAAAGACUUCCAGGGCGUGGUCCCCAUCAGCGUGCGGUCCGUUGCCGGAUACUUUGAGCAAGUCCAUCUGCCGGUAGACAGCCGCAGGAUCCCGGAUGACCAGAGAGCGUUCGUCGAAGCCGCGGGCAUCGUCUCGAUCGAAGCCGGCGAUGCGCACCUCGAUGCCUCGCUGGCCAAGGUGUACCGCCAGCUUCCCAAGCUCGGCCGAGUGGAGCGCGGAUCUGUGUCUCUUCAGCUGACGGCGAAUCCGGAGGGGGCAUCAUACCUCGAGUAUCCGAUUUACCUGUUCUCGGAGCCCAAGGCUGUGUCCGUGACCCUGUAUUUCUCCACUGUCCUCGAGGUCCGCCCCGACACGCCGAUCAAGUAUGACAUUGCGUUUGAUGAUGCCGAGAGCACGGGCGUGCAGCUGCUGAAUAGUCCUGGGCGAGGCGAUCUGCCCAAGGGCUGGGCCGACGCCGUGAUGAACGGAGUCUGGACCCGACAGCACGAUUUCACACUGACAGGUGACCUUUCUGGACCUCAUGUCGUACGCUACCGUCCUUUGAGCAAUGAGCUGAACUUGGAGAAGAUUGUUGUGGAUAAUCAACGCAGCUUUUCAUACAACCUUGCCCUUCCCGAGCAAUGA
Messenger RNA from Verticillium nonalfalfae, 2886 nucleotides. RefSeq lists its product as uncharacterized. The transcript has 7 exons. Bases 1 to 2886 code for a protein of 961 amino acids. The record is from RefSeq and is a predicted model, not a curated record. Lineage: Eukaryota; Fungi; Ascomycota; Sordariomycetes; Glomerellales; Plectosphaerellaceae.